AUGAAACCAGCCCACUACAGUGUCAGUGGAGACAGUGAAGGGAUCCAGAGCACCACUUCCACCACUGCUGUCAUGGAAGAUCCCCUCCUGGGUCAACAAAAGCUGAAGGGGGAAUCUGGCAGUCAUGAAGUGAUAUCCAACUACUCUCAGCCAUUGGGUUGUCAGAGAAAUACAGUUAAAACUGAAAAUUUUAGAUUAUCACUGAACUGUCCUCCAAAGCUUUUUGCCCAGAAGCCAUAUUUUCCCUUGAGCGAUUCUGUGAGCAAGUUUGUGAGAACUGGGACCGUGGUGCUGGUCCUGGCAAGAAGCUACUUCCAAAGCGAAGUGGUCCUUGUGAAGAAUCUAAGGACUGCCACCUCAAACCAGCCCUACAGUCAUGCUCUGGUGUCUGGAAUUGACCAGUAUCCUAGCAAAGUGACAGCUGCCAUGGGCAAGAAGAGGUCAAAGAUCAAAUGUUUUGUGAAAGUUUGUAACUACAAUCACCUCUUGCCCACAGAGUACCCUGUGGAUAUCCUCUUGGACAAACCUGUCGGCAACAAUGAUGUGUUUAGAAACCCUGCUCUUAAAUACAAGGCUGAAGAGGGGCUGAGGUCAAGUUCAAGAUGUACAAGAACAGCAAGAACAAAUGGUUCUUCCAGAAGCUGCGGUUUUAGCUCUGUUUUGUUUCAAUCAUUACAAAUUAUAAAUAAAUAUAUAUAUAUUAUAUAA
Zalophus californianus (California sea lion) is the source of this 708-nucleotide messenger RNA. Its product is annotated as 60S ribosomal protein L27-like. Gene Ontology annotation, cellular component: ribosome; cytosolic large ribosomal subunit. NCBI's taxonomy places the organism in Eukaryota, Metazoa, Chordata, Mammalia, Carnivora, Otariidae. The record is from RefSeq and is a predicted model, not a curated record. Gene Ontology annotation, biological process: translation. Gene Ontology annotation, molecular function: structural constituent of ribosome.